Messenger RNA from Colletotrichum phormii, 723 nucleotides. RefSeq lists its product as uncharacterized. Lineage: Eukaryota; Fungi; Ascomycota; Sordariomycetes; Glomerellales; Glomerellaceae. Bases 410 to 637 code for a protein of 75 amino acids. The record is from RefSeq and is a predicted model, not a curated record. The transcript has a single exon.
CCAAGCAAUGAGACAAGUCGCGAUGUGGAGGCCUGUGAAGCUAGAGGUGGCUUGCGACGAACAGCAGACGCAGACCCGGACCGGGAUCUUGUUCGAUGGUGGUGUCGUGUCGUGCCGUGGUGAGGGGCGGAGGGGAGACGCUGACGGUUUAUAGGUAGGUACUGGCGGAGGGAUAUGUUGCUGCGCUGUGCUGCACUGCAUGCAGGACCUCCGACGUCGAUUUGGCAUGUAGCGGAGGUAGGGAGGGAGUGCUGACGUGGGGACAGUUAUCAGAUUCCAGGUUGGUGAGGGCGAGGCAACGGUAAUAGGUGAGAAUCUGGCGAUGCUGUGAUGGUGGUGAUGGUGUAGGUCAUUGGUGUCGAAGUAAUACCGAUGUAUCCGUAUCCAAAGAUGUCAGGCUUGAAGUCUGAUGACGGGCAUACCCAAAAGAAGCAGGGGUGGAUAUCGAAAGCCAGCAGGACGGUCAGAAGAGAUGGUCAGUGAUCACUCGGUUGAAGAACAAUCAGUCGAGACCAGAACAACGGAAACGACCAAAAUCCAGGCUUGGCCAAGAGCAGAAGAAGAAGGGAGGACGAGGAGAACUCUGGGCUCUGGGCUUUGGACUGGGGGGAGAAGUAGGCGAGAGAUGAGCGAAUGAGGUUGGGUUAACGGGGUUGGGAGUGGGGGAUCGGAGUUGGCUAGUCCCUGGCUCUAGCUGAGGAAGGGAAAAGAAAAGUUAUCCGC